Molecule: messenger RNA, 690 nt
Organism: Dibothriocephalus latus
Lineage: Eukaryota; Metazoa; Platyhelminthes; Cestoda; Diphyllobothriidea; Diphyllobothriidae
Source: the annotation of a GenBank genome assembly
AUGGGCGUCAAAGUAAAGAUCGGGUCUAUGGCGGACAUGCUGGCUUUAGGAGCAGAACGUCGAAAGAGGUGGCGCUUGAGGCAUGAGGAGUUCCUUCACGUUGUGCUUCGUGCGAGGGCGGCCAAGCGCGCAGAGUUGGGAGAGGAACCUGUGCCUAUCGAGCCACUUCCGCCUGAAGUCACUCAAGCAGGACUUGUACUCUGCGAAAAAUGUGGUAGACGAUUUAGUGAAGGUGUCUUCGAGAAACAUAAGGACGCAUGCAAAGAAGUUCGCAACCUUCAAGCAACUGAGCCGACAGAAGAACAGAAGGACGCAAAGGCCCGCUUCCUAAAGCGCAUGGCAUACUCAAGUCCACUGUGUGGACGACCCACCCAGCAGGAGAACACAGAAGAGAAAGAGGUCCCUACUAUGGAGGCUGGGUCCGAGCUGAAUCCCAGUCUUUCCUGUGCUGCUGAGAUGCAGAAGAUGCAGUCAUUGCUAAAAGACCUUAUUCCUAGCCUGUCGAAUGUACCUGAAAGAUUGCAACAGCCCGAUGCUUUUAACCAACUCUUGCAACAGCUUCUGUCUUCAGGCUUGCCCCCCUCUCGCGAUGAUGCAUUGCUUCAGAUCAGCAAUUGUAACAAGACCGUUAUGCCUAACUGCGAACUCGCCUAUCCCCCGGAGAGUGAUUCAGGAUCCGGUGAGCAAUAA